UGAAACUCUGUUUAACAAGGAGAAACACAGCCGGCGAAGAGGACGGGCGUCCAAGUACUCUUCUGGUAUUUUUAUCGUUGCUGUACCUUGCAUAUUUGCUUGUUCAUCUCGACUCCUGAUCGAAAUAAAUACUACGCGUCCGGGGCCUCGGCUGAAGCAAGUUUCAUUAUCAUCCUCAUCCUCCCUGCAAUCGCGACAUCACGACAUUGGGCUUUACGUCCCUCCUAAUCGUUACUCUCUCUAUCUAAUGUCAAGUAUCUGCGUGGCUGGCCACCACCACCACUACCACCAUCACCACAAUGGUCACUGUACCCGGUGUUCUGCGACGGUCUAGCACCGUCAACAUUGUCGAGAAUGGAGGAGGGUCCAGCGGAGAGUCGUCCCGACGUCCUUCUCUCGCAGACGCACCCGCCCCUCGACGGCCUAGCUUAGCUGGUCUAAGUCUACGGCUCUCCUCACGGUCGAAGCGAUCAGGGUCAGGGUCUGUCAAGGAGAUGAACGCAAUGGCUGAAAUGGCAGCUCAAAAGCUGGGUCGAGCCUUCUUCUCCUUGCCGGACGAAAUCAUCAUACAGAUCUUGUGCUACCUCGGCCAGAGUGAUGUGUUCGCACUUCGACUCACCUCUCGCUCGAUGAAUUCGUUCCUGAACGCCCACGCCUGUCCGAUAACGCGAUCGAUCCUCUUUCGGUGCGCCCGCGAGAGGACGGCGGAUGACACCGCGGAAGAUGAGGUGGUCGAGCGGAAAGCACAAUACACCUACAACUACAUGCAGACAUUGUAUCCGCAGCCCACGCCGUGUCCGUCGCUGGAAUAUAUGCUGCAGAUGUUGAGACGGCAGGCUCAGAUUGACAAGAUGCUGUCCGUGACCAUGAGCUUCGUGCAGAUGAGGGUCUAUAUGAUGCCGAGUUGUCCACGGUUCUCGGACUUUCGGCCCUACAGGGACAAGCUCACCCGGCGCAUGCAUUUGGCCGCGUGGACGAUAUCUCAUUUUCUCGAAAAGUACAGGGACCUCCUGAUUCACGUUCAUCCUCACCACGAGAGACUCGAAGAGAACAGUAACCACCCGGCCACGUCCCCGACCGAUGAAGCAGCCUUGCCGAGCUUGUCACCUUGCCCAGAGUGCAACGAGGGUCUCAAGUCGUUGCUGCGAUCGUACCCGGGCACCGAGAUCAUCCCGGCGUACCACUUCUACGAUCUCUGCCGACAACAUCUGCGGGCCCUGAGUCGAGCACCGACUUACGCUGGGACCAUCGAGCGGCGGUUGCGAGGAUGGAGCCGCAAAUCUCCCACGGAGGCGGAUCUGGCCAUCUUUGUGAUAUUCGGUGGCAUUUCGGAACUGUCCAAGUUGAGCAUGCUCAAAGGCAGCUACACGCAGCGCAUCAACAUGAUUGGCUCUUUCUGGGACAGGGUCAUGCUCGCUGUGAGCUCAAGUGGCAUCCUCGACUACAGUCCUUCUUCGUCUUCCCCGUCGUCGUAUGCGCAAACGGCGGAUACGUCCGACGAGUUACUGCCUGGGUCUCUGAACUCGACAUUCAAGAACAUCUCGCAAGACAGUCUCUUGGCGGUACCGAUCUUUGAUCGCUUCAUCAGUGCAUCCGACGAGUGGAUUACCAGGAUGUAUGAGGUCGUGAGACCCGGCGAUCAAUUGGCGACGGCUUUUGGGUUCGUACAGAAUGUUCUAGCUGGGAAGAAAGAACCGCCUCCUGGUCUCGACACGAUCGGUGGUUUUGACUCUGAUACCGAGUCCGGGUCCAUCUCUGGAUCCGAAGGUGCAGUGAAUCAAGGACAGAGCAACAGCGACUUUGACUUUCUUGCCCCAGUCAAGGGAUUUGAUGACUAUUGAAUAUCAGUGGUCCCCUGGAAGCUCGAUGGCGGUGAUGACUGGUCUCGAUGUGCAGUGAGUUCUUGUUAUUAUCCACCCUCUCUCACUGCAAAACCCGGUUCCACACAAAACUUUUUGAUGAAGAUGGAGAAAGAAAAUGUACCAUUACUUCCUACCGAGUAUUAAGUAAAAGUGUAUCAGUAACGACACCUAGGUAAAGCAUUUUUAUUUUACGGUUUCAUGUACCAAUAUUAUGAGACAUUUUCUGAGACA
This is a messenger RNA of Exophiala oligosperma, 2093 nucleotides long. RefSeq lists its product as uncharacterized. Lineage: Eukaryota; Fungi; Ascomycota; Eurotiomycetes; Chaetothyriales; Herpotrichiellaceae. Bases 300 to 1841 code for a protein of 513 amino acids. Gene Ontology annotation, molecular function: protein binding. The transcript is spliced from 2 exons. The record is from RefSeq and is a predicted model, not a curated record.